AUGGCCCUGCCCUUGGUCUGCCUGGUGAGCCUGCUGAUGCUCAGCUGCAGGGCAACCUGCUCCCUGGGCUGUGAGCUGCCUCCCACCCACAGCCUGGGGAACAAAAGAGCCUUGCUCCUCCUGGGACAGAUGAGGAGAACCUCACUGUUCUCCUGCCUGAGGGACAGAAAGGACUUUGGAUUCCCCCAGGAGGCCUUUGAUGCAGAGCAGGUCCAGAAGGCUGAAGCCAUCGCUGUGCUCCAUGAGAUGACCCGGCAGAUCUACAGCCUCUUCAGCACAAAGAGCUGGCCUGCCCCUUGGGAGAAGAGCCUUGUGGCCACACUGUGCACUGGCCUCUCUGCCCAGCUGCAUGAGCUGAGAGCCUGUGUGGCCCGGAAGGAGGGAGAGGAAGCACCUGCCAUGGUGCUUGAGGACUCCACGCUGGCUGUGAGGAGACACUUCCACAGGAUCUCUCUCUACCUGCAGGAGAAGAAGUUCAGCCCUUGUGCCUGGGAGAUUGUCAGGGCAGAAAUCAUGAGAUACUUCUCUUCAUCAGUGGACUUGCUAGUGAGCCUGCUCAUUCACACAGCUGCCUCUGCGCUAGCUCAGUGUACACCACCAACUGAAGGCAAAGGUGCAGUGAAAGUUCCACUUCCAGUUCGUCAGAGGGAGAAAAUCGAAGUGGGUACUGAGAACACAAUGCUCAUCGCCCAGAAUCCUGAACACACCAAUAUCCCUAGCACGGAUGACAUUGGGACUGCAGCAGAGACUGUAGUUAGCAAAAUUGAGGCAGACAGGAAGAAAUUUCUAAUGGCAAAAGCACUUGGUGAAAAUGCAUUGAUUUAA
Molecule: messenger RNA, 825 nt
Organism: Perognathus longimembris pacificus (Pacific pocket mouse)
Lineage: Eukaryota; Metazoa; Chordata; Mammalia; Rodentia; Heteromyidae
Product: interferon alpha-3-like
Exons: 3
Coding region: 1-825 (274 amino acids)
Biological process (GO): response to exogenous dsRNA; natural killer cell activation involved in immune response; adaptive immune response
Cellular component (GO): extracellular region
Molecular function (GO): type I interferon receptor binding; cytokine activity
Source: RefSeq, a predicted model, not a curated record